AUGGAUUUCCUCCGCCGCCUAUACAACAUCCUCUUCUCUUCGCCUGCAACUAAAGUCGAAACCCCGAUUAGAUUCGGAUUACUCGGCGCAUCGAAGAUCGCACCGAAUGCGAUUAUAGGACCUGCGAAGACGCAUCCUGAGGUUAGGAUUGUGGGGGUUGCGGCGAGGGAUGCGGAGAGGGCGAGGGUGUAUGCGAGGAGGUAUGGGAUUGAGAGGGUUUUUGGGGGGUAUCAAGAGUUGAUCGACGACCCAGACAUCGACGCUGUAUACAUACCUCUACCCAAUGGUCUCCAUUAUGAGUGGGCCCUCAAGGCUCUCAAAGCAGGCAAACAUGUCCUUCUCGAGAAGCCCUCGACAUCCAAUGCCACCGAGGCAAACUCUCUCUUCCGCCACGAAGUUCUUCAACAAGCCAAACCUCCUGUCAUCCUCGAAGCGUUUCAUGUCCUCUUUCAUCCCGCAUGGCAGACGUUUCUUUCCUGCCUCGAUCCGAAGAAUAUAGUGUCUGCAUACUCGAUUUUCCACGUACCUAGAGGGAUAUUACCAAACAGCGACAUAAGAUUUCAAUAUGACCUAUCUGGAGGCACACUCAUGGAUCUUGGCACAUACAAAGUUCUUGAUCUAAGACAAAUUUUCGGCACGGAACCAGAGGAAUGUCUCGAAGCCACUCCAAGAAUGAUGCCGAAAGGUUACGACCAGAAAUGUGAUCAUGCUAUGACGGCAAAGUGGCGUUUCCCAAACGGAGGCGUUGGUACAAUUGAUUGUGACUUGAGUGCUAGGGGUGCAGCUGGCUUGCCCAAAUUCACAAUGCCUUUGUGCAAGGUUGUCCAUAAAGAACUUGUGAUAGAGGAUGCGGGUCUAGGACACGCGGAAGGACGGGAACAUGUGAUGGUCAAAACUGUCACAAUCUUGAACCCAAUGUUUCCGACCUUCUGGCAUCGUAUCGAUAUCGAGGAGCAACACACGAUCCGAACCAUCAAGGAUAAGAAGAUUGUCAGAACUUGGACCCACAAAGAGCACAAGAAAGCAUACACAUGGGAGGAGGGAAACGGAGGGCCGAGGUCGGGCGAAAAGUCGUGGUCCACGUACAGACACCAACUCGAACAGUUCGUCAACCGAGUCAAGGGUAGAGAAGGGUCUGGAUGUUGGAUGUCCGGCGAGGACUCUAUCAAACAGAUGGAGAUGGUCGAUUCCGCCUACAAGAAAGCAGGAUUGCCGCUUAGACCCACCAGCACAUAUCACUGA
Molecule: messenger RNA, 1242 nt
Organism: Mollisia scopiformis
Lineage: Eukaryota; Fungi; Ascomycota; Leotiomycetes; Helotiales; Mollisiaceae
Product: putative oxidoreductase
Exons: 3
Coding region: 1-1242 (413 amino acids)
Molecular function (GO): nucleotide binding
Source: RefSeq, a predicted model, not a curated record